CCAUUGGAUGUUGACUAUAAUAAAUGAAGAAAAAGACAUUGUCUACAUUGUGGACUCUUUGGAAAGACAAUACCUCGAGUGGAUGGAAACUGUGAACAAUGCAAUCAAAUUAUUUAAUGGAAUUACGGGUAGACAUGGCAAAAAAGCAUCACGAUGGAUAAAUCUCUCGGGUGCACCAAAACAAGUGGGCAGUGGUGAAUGUGGUUACUAUGUCAUGAGAUACAUGAAGGAACUGAUUGAGGAUCCAAUGCUUUCUUUUGCACAUAAGUGGAGUAGGAAGUUGAAGAGAACCAGCUACUCACAAGAGCAAGUUGAUGAGGUGCGGGUUGAAUGGAGUGAGUUUGUUACAAGGAAAUACUUGUAGACGUUUAUGAUGAAGCGUGAUAUUUGUAGUGCUGCUUUUUAUGGAACAAGUCGUCUUUGUUGAUCGUUUGUUAAGUUGGACAGAAUUAUUUAAGUUUCAUUGUUUAAUAUGUAGUAGUACUUAAGUAGUUUACUUAUUGUAGAGCAUGAUAUUUUAACUUUUGGUU
Rosa rugosa (rugosa rose) is the source of this 530-nucleotide messenger RNA. RefSeq lists its product as uncharacterized. The record is from RefSeq and is a predicted model, not a curated record. Bases 8 to 364 code for a protein of 118 amino acids. NCBI's taxonomy places the organism in Eukaryota, Viridiplantae, Streptophyta, Magnoliopsida, Rosales, Rosaceae. Gene Ontology annotation, biological process: proteolysis. The transcript has 4 exons. Gene Ontology annotation, molecular function: cysteine-type peptidase activity.